CUAAUUAUAUUAAUUCAUUCAUGCUAUGCUACAUAAAAAGUAAACUAUUAAAACAAUUCAAUAAAAAACCUAAAUUAACUAACAUUUAUCUAAAAUUCUUAUAAUUCCACUUACAUGUAUGGGUCAUGCUGCAGAGGAACAAUGCCUCUUCUUGAGGGAUGAGGAUUGUUGUCACUGCUGGAAUGCUGAUAUCUGAUUAGCCUGCAUAUUUGAGCCUGAGGGUCACUGCUGCCUCUCCUCAGCUCAGACGGCCUCUCCUGAGCUCCGAGGCUGAAAGAGCACUGGGGCUUAUAUCCGCUCACCUGCGCACAGGAGAGAGGAAGAAGAGGAGGAGGAGGAGGAGAGGGGGGAGAGAGAAAGAAGCAGGACGUGCAGUCCAGGGCAGAGCAAGAGUUUACAAAACAGAAGAAGUCGUCAGAAGGAGGACAGGGAGGGUGAGGCUGCACUGCUUGCUGUGGAGCUUUGUUCUGCUCGGGAAUACUAAGUCAGCCAGAGAAACUGUGAUUUUAAGGCAGAUCGCAGGAUAGAGGCACUGUUUAGUGAGGAGGAGGACGGAGGAAGAUGCCCGAGAACAAGCAGGCGGUCCAGCGGACAGGAAGCUACCUCUCACAGUCCGCUUACAGGAAAAUCAAAAGGGUGCUGAGCUUCAAGAGGCGUGUGUUUGGGCAGCGGCUGGAGGAGACCGUGCUGUACGAGCGGCGCUAUGGCAAUCAUAUGGCUCCUCUGGUGGUGGAGCAGUGUGUGGACUUUAUCAGGGAGCGCGGGCUGCUGGAGGUGGGGCUCUUCAGACAGCCUGGCCAGGCCACACUGGUCAAAGAGCUGCAGGAGGCCUUUGAUGCUGGCGAAAAACCCUCCUUCGACAGCACAGAUGUCCACACAGUGGCAUCUCUGCUAAAGCUAUACCUCAGGGAGUUGCCUGAACCACUCGUGCCAUUCUGUCGCUACCAAGAGUUUCUUAUGUGUGGCAAGAAAAUCCCCUCAGACAGGGAGCAGGGUCUGCUGGAGCUGAGAAAUCUUCUUCAUGAGCUUCCCGUAGCCAACUUUAACCUUCUGAAAUACAUCUGCCAGUUCUUAAAUGAGGUCCAGUCCUAUUCUAGCACCAACAAGAUGAGUAUCCAGAACCUGGCGACUGUUUUUGGGCCAAACAUUCUACGGCCCAAAGCUGAGGACCCUGAGAGUAUUAUUGGAGGGGCAGCAGUAGUUCAGCAUCUGAUGUCCGAGCUAAUCAGAGAGCACUGUACGCUCUUCUCGAAAGAAAACCACAGCUCUCCAGGAACCUCUAUACCUACUUUCUCUCCCAUACACAGACAGUGCAGUAAGGUGGAGUGGGUGCACGCUGAGUCCUCUGGGCAUCCAAGUGAGCCUCAGGUGGGACUGAGUGGCGAGCGACUGCCCCAGUCAACUCAGACCUCUAUGCAAUGCUCACGGAAGCUCUCUCUGCCACUUAUGACAGAAAGGAGAUCAUCCUACCAAAGUAUGCGCACCCACCGUCUUCUAUCAGAGACGCAGCAGUGGCAGCCUGAGGCUUCUCCUCAGUCCAGCUCGGCUCUGAUUUAUGAGAACCACAACCCAUCCCUUUCUGCACAGGAGUCGCCCAGCAAAGGACCUAUCCUUUGUCCGACCACACCACCUUCUGCUUCCUCCUCUAUGACAGCAGUGGCAGAAGGUGGAGAUGACUUUGUACAGCCUUGUAGUUGGCCUGGUCUGGGACAAUCUGGCUGGGAGACUGAGAGAGUCUUAGGGGACAGUGGUGGAAGCAGCGAAGCCCAGGAUAGCACCUUAUCUGUAUAUGACAACAUGGGCACCGAGGAACAAGCAAAUGAACUUGUGGAAGAUCAGGAGGUGGUCAUUGGAAUGAAGGAGCUGGAAGCAUCCCCUAGCGUUGCUGACAGCAGCAGCUCCUGGUCCUCCUGUGAAAUCUUGCCCAUUGACGAAGCAAAUGCGGGAAGCAGGAGCGAUGGACCUGCUAGUCCUUGCCACAGCUCUGUACACUUCCCUUCUUUUAGGACAGAGCCUGGGGAAGGAGAUCCACAUCCCAACUCCCCUGCUUCCUCUUCUGCCCCCACAGAUGCCCCUCUGAGUACUGGCAGCAGUGAGGUCUUUCUUCCGAAUGGCGACCCACAAAGCCCUGCUGCCUCCCAAGUGAUGCAGUGCCUCCUGGCCGGGCUCCGAAACCAAAUGGCCAGGCAGAAAGCAGAGUAUGAAGCCAAGAUCAACAGGUUGGAGCGUCGGAACGAGGCCCUCCAGGGGCAGAUGGUGGAACUGCGUGCUUCUCUGGAGCAGCAGCGGCGCUGGGUCAGUGCAGCAGAGAUAAAGAUGAGGAACGUCGAGCGAGCCAGAGUGGAUGCAGACCAGCGCAACGCCGCACUGCAGAGAGAAAUGGAGCAGUUCUUCCACACAUUUGGAGAGCUCAAUUCAGAGGCCCGCAAAACAGAGCGCAUCAUUCAGAGCUUCUGAGGCUCCCAGACACUGCCACCAAUCUGUGUUGCCAUAACGAUACCAGUUGAACAUUUGAACACAACCUGCUCUCUUCUUUACGGUCAUAUUUUACACAUUUUAGAAUAACAGUGAAGAAAAAAAACAUAAAAAAAUGGUAUUACUAUAGUCAGAAAUACUGACCUUUUAUCAGGGCUAUUCUGACCCAUGCCAUGCUACCUCAUAAACACAACUAAUUUAUUUAAAUGCAUUAAGAAGGACAGACGUUUGAUAAAUGAACCUAAAGUUCUGUAUAAAAACACUUGUUAGGGGGCACAGAAAAUAUACUGUACACCGUCAGGAAAAAAAGCUAUUGUAUAGACCUUUUGUUCAUCAGGGUACAAACAAUGUGAAUGUACCCUCAAAGGUGCAACAACAGUCUUAAGGCCAACCUGUGGACUUCAAAUGAGUUUUAAAGCUACACUGCAUUCACUUUUGUCGAGGAAAGGGGCGUAUUUGUACAUUUUAAACAUUUUAACAUUGGAGUCAAAACAGAGUAAAUACAAUUUAUAAUAAAUAAAUAAACAAACAAACAAACAAAAAGUAUACAAUGGAAUAUUUUACAUCUAUGUCCCCGUGAGGGUACCACCCCAGUGUCAUGAAAGACAGUUUGGCACCUUUUUUUUUCCUGAGGGUGUAUACACAUAUUUUAAUGAACAACUUCUGUGUUUUGGUAAUAAAUUCAUGCAGGCAUCAAACACCACUAUUAUUUGCCUUAGAAGCAAAUUUCAAUAAUUAUGCCUAAACCAUGGUUAUGAAGAACACAUUCAAUCAGGUGUGUGCAAAUUUUUGACUGGUACUGUUAACACCCUCUAAAACCGUCUCAGGCUUUCACUGAUGAUAAAAGCCUACUGCAACCCUAAAGGGGAAAAAGUGCUUCAAAUACAAGCAGCGCAGGUGCUAAGAGCCAGGAGCAACCAGGAGGACCAGGGUGUUCUUUAAGAGAUGACUGUCUGAAAGAUGGCUUUUGCUAUGCAGGUACUCAGAGACAAUGGAACGACCCAAACGUAGGGGAAGAGAUAUGUCUAGGAAGCAUGGAUAUCAUAAAAUACAUGAGACAGGAUGAGUUAGGUCUUAUGAAGUAUUGAGAAUCUAUUUAGAUUUUGAUGUAUGAUUUCAUGUACUGACACUGUAUCUAAAAGUUGGGUGCUUUAACGGAAAUAACACUGAAAUUUACAAGCAACUAUUCAUAAAUUUUACGUAACACAAAAAAACAUUCUAAUAAUGUGUACAUACUGU
Molecule: messenger RNA, 3714 nt
Organism: Colossoma macropomum (tambaqui)
Lineage: Eukaryota; Metazoa; Chordata; Actinopteri; Characiformes; Serrasalmidae
Product: rho GTPase-activating protein 24
Exons: 7
Coding region: 562-2457 (631 amino acids)
Biological process (GO): negative regulation of ruffle assembly; signal transduction; wound healing, spreading of epidermal cells
Cellular component (GO): focal adhesion
Molecular function (GO): GTPase activator activity
Source: RefSeq, a predicted model, not a curated record